GUGUUGUUUCACAAUACAGGGUCAUUUAGUCAUCACAUCAUACUACAUAUAAUACUAUAUUCCAGUGAUUUCAUUUCCAAAUAUAGAAAUGGCUACAGGAGAUUUUGGUAGUAUUCCUAAAAUACGAGAAAUUGAUGACGAAGAUGAUGAUAAUGAAGACUUUGAAGAUGAAUCUGUACUUGAAAGACUUUAUGGUUUAACAGAAAUGUUUCCUGAAAGACUUCGCAAUUGGACGUAUUCUGGUUAUAACACGGGCAAAAAAUGCUCGAAAGCUGUAUAUAAAUUUUCAUGUUCUUCAAUGUGGAUUGGAGCUACAAGUUUUAUUCUUCUUGUUGUGCCAGUUGUUUUUGAACAAGAACGAUUUAACUUAGAACAACAGCAACUUGUUCAGCAAAGACAAAUGCUUCUUGGACCAAAUGCUGCUAUGUCUGGUUCUAUGGGCAUGCAACCCAGUGUACCAGGGGCUAUGGCUCCUCCUCCAACCAAAUAACUUUUUUACGAUGGGAUUUUUGCUUCCAAUCAUUAUGGUCCAUUUCACUCAAUGGUUAUGUCAAUACAUUUUUAUUUCCAAA
Styela clava is the source of this 572-nucleotide messenger RNA. RefSeq names its product mitochondrial import receptor subunit TOM22 homolog. The record is from RefSeq and is a predicted model, not a curated record. Gene Ontology annotation, biological process: intracellular protein transport. Gene Ontology annotation, cellular component: mitochondrial outer membrane. NCBI's taxonomy places the organism in Eukaryota, Metazoa, Chordata, Ascidiacea, Stolidobranchia, Styelidae.